AUGGUGAUCGGUAAAUACCGCACUCAGCUUUGGGACAAACAGAGCAGUGCCUUCCUCCCCGCCACACCAGGACUGGGGAUGCACGUGGAGAUCAAGGACCCUGAUACCAAGGUGAUUCUGUCGCGUCAGUACGGCUCAGACGGCCGCUUCACCUUCACGUCUCACACUCCAGGAGAACAUCAGAUCUGUCUUCACUCCAACUCCACCAAGAUGGCACUGUUUGCUGGAGGAAAACUGAGGGUGCAUUUGGACAUCCAGGUGGGAGAACAUACCAAUAAUUACCCCGAGAUUGCAGCCAAGGACAAGCUGACAGAGGUGGAGCUGAGGCUGAGACAGCUGCUGGACCAGGUGGAGCAGAUCCAGAAGGAGCAGAACUACCAGCGGUACCGGGAGGAGCGUUUCCGUGGCACCAGCGAGAGCACAAACCAGCGUGUGCUGUGGUGGUCCAUUGCACAGACACUGAUCCUCAUGAUCACAGGAAUCUGGCAGAUGAAGCACCUCAAGAGUUUCUUCGAGGCCAAGAAACUGGUCUAG
Molecule: messenger RNA, 534 nt
Organism: Knipowitschia caucasica
Lineage: Eukaryota; Metazoa; Chordata; Actinopteri; Gobiiformes; Gobiidae
Source: the annotation of a GenBank genome assembly